Molecule: messenger RNA, 340 nt
Organism: Rhizophagus irregularis DAOM 181602=DAOM 197198
Lineage: Eukaryota; Fungi; Glomeromycota; Glomeromycetes; Glomerales; Glomeraceae
Source: RefSeq, a predicted model, not a curated record
UAUUGGGUCGAAUUCACUGCCAUUUUCGAUCAUAGAAGAAAAAAGGGGAAUCGCUCUCCUACACAAAUGUACAAUAUAUUAUCCGAUGAGAUCGGACUAAGUCCUGGUACAUUAGCCAGCUUCUAUCAUCACCGAACGAAACCAAGAAAGACUACUACGAUGAAUAAAAUAAUUCCAUGGAUAGAAAGGGAGGGAAAAAGGGUAGUUAGUUUUGCGAGUAGUAACAGUAGUAUUAUCAAUAACGAAGUUAGCAAUAGUUAGUAUAGGAUAGCGGGAAGGAACUGCCAUUACUUUUACUACGUAAAAGCGUCUAGAGGUGGGCAGGCAUAUUUCAUGCUUU